Molecule: messenger RNA, 7147 nt
Organism: Colletes gigas
Lineage: Eukaryota; Metazoa; Arthropoda; Insecta; Hymenoptera; Colletidae
Gene: Dhit
Product: regulator of G-protein signaling 17-like
Exons: 5
Coding region: 1541-2497 (318 amino acids)
Source: RefSeq, a predicted model, not a curated record
UUCGAAAGGUGUCCAGUGAAACGGAGAAGAGUCUCGAGAUAGGUGGCUCCGACCUUGCUCUACAUUCCUCCGGUCCGAGCGAAAGACUUGUAAAAAGAUCGAGUGGAUCGUCGGUAUCCGAGAGAUUCUCGAGGUCCGUCGAGGAGCGUCGAUCGGUGGUUUUUCCGCGAACGGUUCCUCGAGCAACGGAAUCGGACUCUCGGUGACCAAGCGUGACAGCGGGGCUCGUCUCUCCCUCUGGUCUCUGCCAAUCAAUAACCCAGCGCUCCGAGUCGCUCGCGGUCGGUUCUCUGCCCCCCGCUUCCCCUCACGGUGGUCUCGAUCCGUCGCGUCGGAUCGUCGGGCGGAAAAAUCGUCCAGAUGCGUUGAGAGAGGUCCGCGGGCAUUACGCGCGAUGCUCACCGGUUUCCCUCUUCCGUACGACUCGUUGCGCUCCUCUCUUCUUCCCUCUUCCUGAUCCGCUCCCCUCGGUGCCGCGGUUCCGUUCCAGCCGCCCUUCUAGGCGUCCGACCGCCUCCCACCGCGGGUCAAACCGACGGAGGGAACGCGCCGCGACGUCGAGCCAGAGGCGGCGGUAGCGGCGCUCUAGCCAGCCGCGCCAGCGCCCUGCGGCGGCUUCAAACGUACACGAACCUAUUUAUACGACGUCGAGCGUCGCCGUGAACGACGCAGCGAGAGCAGCGCCGGUGCUGGGCCGCCCACGCCGAGCAACAAGCCCCGAGGGAAGCGAGCCGACGGGGGCAGCCAGGAGACACCCCGAUCGACGCGGAGGUUCGCUGGCCCUGAUCGAUGGACGCCCAGGAGCCGGACAUCCCGAUGGGACUGGAUCGCCGCGACGGGUGUCGGGAGAGCGCCGCGAGCGGUGCCCACCCAUAGGGGACGCCAUUGAGAGCCUCGCCAUCGUCUUGUCCUCUGACCCGGGUGCUGCUGCUGAUCCACCCUCCCGCGUACCGUUUUUCCGUAAUCGCGAUCCGAUAUCCGCGUCUUGGACCCGCGGCUGGCUGCCGAUCGGUGGAUGGGGCCGGGUCGCCACGGUCCGUUCGGCAGUCGUUGAAGUCGUGGCCUGCUGGUAAUCGUGGAAGGCCAACGGCGUGAAAGCUCGCGGAGCUUUCGGGCCUGGACGUACCGGGAGGCGGGAAAUGGCUGGCGGCGUAUGAUGCGCGAGACGGAUCGUCUGGCUGGACCUCGACGCGCCGAUUCGAGUCGGUUCGAGACGAAGAAGACGAGACGGUCGUCCUAGCCUGGGGUAUUUUACGCGAGUGGGUUCCUGCUGGUGCCGCGUAUGUGUCCGUCCGUGAGUGCGUGAAGAGUUCGGUAGUAUCGAGGUGCAGGAAGAAUGCAGCCGCGUUUGGGCGAGGCCCGUAGAGGCCUUGGUCCCGUCUACGGACCGGGAUAAAGCCGAUACCGCGGGAAGGAUCAUCCGGGUGAACUGACUGGUCGCGGGUGACCGACGGCCGACGUUUCGCGUACACCGUCCCGGUGAGCCCAAGGUGCACAGAACGCGGGAAGCGAGCUGGACUCGCUUUCGGGCGCAUGGAACAUGAUAGAGAUGUCGAGCGGAAUCGGUGCAACUGCAAUGGGGAUCGGCGUUAGUCACGGGACAAGCGGCGGCGAGGGUGUCGCCGGUGGUUGCCGGCUACGCGCCCAGAGCCAAGGCCAGGCGUCCGGGUCCUCGUCGCAGCACAGCAACCCUCAGCAGUCCGUGCAGCAGCAGCAACAGCAGCAACAGCAGCUGCAGCAACAGCAGCAGCAGCAGCCGUCGUCGCAGCAGCAGCCGCAGCAGCAGCAACGCCAGGGCUCCGGGAUCAUGGGCCGCUCGAAGAAGGACAACUGUUGCCUGUGCUGGUGCUGGUGCUGUAGUUGCUCGAAUAAAUGUUUGGCGGCGGUGGGUGGCAACUCGACGGGUGCAGGUGGCGCUGGUGACCAGGGCAAGAAGAAGGGCAACGCGAGCGGCAGCGGCGACCACGGGAGCGGCGUGGGUAUCAGCGUGGAGCUGUCCGGCAGGGGGAACGGCACCGACGGCAACAUGGAAUGCAGCCUGGAGGAGGUCAGGUCUUGGGGCUCGUCCUUCGACAAGCUGAUGAGGAGCUCAGCGGGUCGCGAGCACUUCAGGGAGUUCCUCGUCAGCGAGUACAGCGAAGAGAACAUUGCCUUCUGGCUGGCGUGCGAGCAGCUGAAGCGCGAGACCAAUCCGGAGAGGAUCGAGGAGACGGCGCGCUUCAUCUACGAGGAGUACAUAUCCAUACUCUCGCCGAAGGAAGUGAGCUUGGACUCGCGUGUGCGCGAAAUAGUGAACCGCAACAUGGUGCAUGCGACGCCGCACACCUUCGACGAGGCCCAGCUGCAGAUCUACACCCUGAUGCACCGUGACUCGUAUCCACGUUACGUGAACAGCGAAUCCUACCGGCGGGUGGCCAGACUCGGCAGCAGACCGCCCAGCCCGACCAACGACGAGCACGGCACGGGCAAAUCGAAGGGUAAGAAAGGAACGACGUAAUCGCGCGUCGAUGCAACGGGGUGGCAGCGGACCAACACACCCUUCGUCUCUUCAGCGGGCAGCCCGACGUAGAACGGGGCCCGCGACGCUGUCAACGCUGGCCGAUGACGGGACCCAGGGGGCAUCGGCGACCGGAGAAGUCGGGCACGGGCGUCGAAACGCUCAGACCUCUCCCAUCGACCAUCUACAUCGGAUAAUCUCGCGAUGAGAUCCCCCGUCGCUCGGGGAUCUCGACGAAACUUCACGAAGCGGCUCGCUUUUUCCGCGCGACGCCAUAUUGGGGCCACGUGACCGCGCUCGCCGCAAAGGCAGCGCACGCGCACGAACUCGACGACGGACCGAACUAACAAGAGAGCAGAUCGAACGGAGAGCAACCGAACGAAGAAACGCAGAACAGAAACGGGGGCGAAAGAAAUAGCGAAAUAAAACGAUCAAAAAGAUAAGAAACGAACGUAAACGAAAACGUUGAACGGCGCGAUCGCGUGGAUCAUUACUGACUCUUCCUUCCAGGACGCUCUUUGGUACGCUCGUUCACGCGACACGGUGGAUCGAAGAUCGGGACACACGCGGCUCGGUCGGGGAUGACGUUCAUCUUUCGAGGAAGUUCCUAAAGUUCAUCGUCCGAAGGUGUACCGCGACUGAUCGACGCCGAGAUGAUCUCUCUCUUUCUCCUUGCUCGACGCGAAACGCUGCGUCUGCUCUCUCCCGCUCGAGCACUUCUCUCUCUGUCACUGUUUUGCUUUCUAUCCCUCCGCUUCACGCCUUCUCCCUCUUCUCGCACUCUUCUACUGUACCCCUUUCGUCGCACGCGUUGGAGGAGGUCUCUUGCACGAAAGUGAUCGAGCAUCAUUGCGAACGGGAUUCGAGAAAACACCUAAGUUCACAGUCGAAUCGAUGAUCUUUCGGUCGAUUCGAGCAAUCCUUUUAUCAAGAGAUCAACUUUAUUUAUAUUUAAUAUUCGAACUCAUCGUCUUCAGUAAUCCAUUCGAUAACAUCUAAAAUUGUUAGACAGUAUUAUCUACCAAUCUUUGUCAAAUUAUUUCAUAUAUUCCGCUGAAAAUGCCCCAAAACAAGAUUGUUCGAAUCGUCCGAAAAAUUAACUUUCUGAAUCUAUUUAAUUUUAAUAAUCAUAUUCAAAUUGUUCGAAAUUUAAAACCCUUUCGAUUCACCCUUCGUUUUUCCGUUGCACGUUCCUCUUUCGAUCGAACAGAUUUCAUUUGCGAUUGGAAUUGUACGCGACGAGCUGAACGCAGAGUUCUCGGCAGCGUGGGUGGCGCUGCGCGUUUCGAAAAAAAGGCGCGCGAAACAGUGACCCGGAGCGCAGGAAGCAACGAACUUUGUUCGAUUAAUCGUUCGAACGCGACGGCCUCCGUUUCGCGAACGAGGCUCCCGCAAACGAAGAAAUUCUUUUCCCGACGUUUCCUCGGCGACGAAAUCGAACGUCGACGGAACCUGAGAACGCCGCUGCGCUCGGGAGAGGGAUUUCAAUUUCGCCUGGUCUUAUUUGUGACACCGUGGCGAGCAGGUGCAGGGACUUCCGCGCGCGAGGAGGUGCUUUGUUCGUUUCGUCACAAUCGCGAUUAACGCAACGGGACCACGAGAAGGGGAGACGUAAUUUAUUAGCGCACGAAAUGGAGUUUCGUUCGCGAAGCAGAUCGAGUACAUUAUACAGCGAGUCUUUCUAACGAGAGAAGCGUCGAUCGACUCCGAGACUAACGAAGUAAAUUCCACGCCGUAAGAACGGACGCAGAAUCCGAAUCUUGCUAUUGCUAUUUUUACUAUUGAUCAUUUUUCACCGAAGGGAACGAGCCACGUUUAUUUUCUUCCCUCAGGAUAACGGGCGGGUACUUAAUCGAGGAUUCGCGAUCCGUGCGAUCGUGGAAGAUCGAACGUAGUUCCGGAGUCGAUCGAAGCUGUCGAGGCUCUCUCAAAGACGCCGAACAAUGGCGGGAAAAUUCGAAUGGUCAAGUUUCGCGGACCGUGUACAGCGACGAUGACUUCAAGUUCACGGACGCGCGAUUAUUUCGCAACGUUCUCGUGGCGUCGAUCGAUUAAUCGAUCGAAACCGUCGGCAACGCGACAUCUCGCUCGUCUUUAAUUCAACGGCGUUCGUUUAAAUGUCCGAGCGCUCGAACAGGCUUUGAAUCGCUCGAAUCGGCUGAAUUUCAUCGACGGUUCGCCGUAAAUAGGUCUCCGCGUUAUCAAUUGAAGGCUGACCCAGACGCGGCACGCGUCUCGGCAACCUAAUUAGCAAUUGAAAUUCGCAAUCGGCCGCCAAUCAUUCCCUUGCACUCUGACUUUUCACCGAUGCCCCCCAUUUGGCGACCUCAUUUUCUUUCUGCUUCCCGUCACGGAGCACAAAGCGUUCGAAUUUCGUGCAACGGUCCUCGACCGGGAAUAAUUGUUCGAGUAACGAAGAGAUUCUUGCAAAUUUUCAUCAGACUGACAGCAAUGGUAGAUAUCGGAGUGCAGGGAUUGAACAAUUCGCAUAAAUUCCACGUCAAGCUCAACGCAUAGCCGAAUCGAGACCCUGUGUAGCAUCGAUUAGAACGAAGCCACCAGUUUUAUCCAACUCUUUCCAAUUGUAACAUCACAGUCUUCCUCUGCUAAAUAUUAAAGACUAGUAUUCGAACAAGUUUAGUUCGCAGGAACAUUUUGAGUCUUGAAAGAUACUUCGUAGACUAGAAAUCGAACGCUCGGGAUUGCCGAAGCAUCAAAAACUGGUGACUUUGCUUCGACUCGCGCGUGAAAAGAAAAUUGAAUUUUCGACAUUCCUCUCGUUCCUUCUCGUUCGACUGAGUGACGAUGAAAAAUGGAAAUGGACAGAGGAGACUCCCGACGACCUUUUUCGACGACGCCCACUGCGUCGCGACGCGCGUCUCUUCGAUUUUACGUGGAUCGUUCGCGACGAGAGCAGGCCGUCAUCACGACGCGUUCGAUGAACGAAGAAAACCGUCGUCCCUGAAGGGCGUACACCUAGUUACUGCCAGCGAGACACACCAAAGGAUCGAAACUCGACUAACUUCGACGACCAACAAAACGAACACGACGGAAACGGUGAAAACAAUGGGUACGAUCUAGUCAGCAUCGAGGACGAUGGCGUCGAUGAAAGGAAAAGGCCUAAGCUUGAAACACUCGGAGCGCGAGUUCGGGACACAUCUGGGACUCGAUCGGCCGCCAUUUUGUCUGCACCGUAUCGCGGGGACAAAAUUUCGGGGCGCGUUUUCGAUCGAAAUUACUACCGAUUCUUUCUUCGCGAGAAAAUCUAAUUCUAAUGUUAAUUACCGAUGAAAUUCGUACUUAACUUUAAUACUAAAUUCAUUUUCGGAUUGCACUUUUAAUAGAAAAUUUAUUUCCUAGUUUCUAAGACAUGGAACUUCGCGUUUCUUGGAUAAAAUCGAACGAGCCUCGAAGUUUGUCCCCGAUUCGACAGCGUUUUCGCGCGGAACGUUUAAGUUGCUCGUUGCCGACGUCUCGUAGAAGAGAUUCAGUAUACCGCCACGUUCUAUUGGAAGGUAAUUCGUCCACCUUCGUUUCUACGCACCCGAUCGUGGCGUUUGUUCGAAUCGAACGCCACGUGACGUCCUUAAUCGACCAAAUUAGUGGACCUCGUUUUAAUGUUACCUCCCGAAGAAGGCGAAUAAACGGCGCGAUUCUUUCGUCUACGAACCGGAAACGAUACGAAUUUAAGCGUGCCUCGCGAUCGUGCGUCGCGCACGCGCACACGUAACACACGCACACGACCAGUCACGUGAUCAGGGGCUCCCCCGAACUGCACAGCUUUACCAUUUACCAAAGAAACGAACAAUGAAAGCUCAUAGGUACUUGAUUUAAUACUUAUUGCUGAUUCGUCGACGAUUGUUGCAUACAGGGUGUUGAAAAAGAAGCGUUCUGGUCUUGGAGGGCAUUUAAUAAUCGUUGAAACGCGUAAAGCUAUCUUGGUAUAUUGACUGCCUCGUCGACCGAGCAAUUUUUAUCGAGUUCUGAUAUAUCCUGAGUUCAAGUAUUCAAGUUUACGUGCCCUCUAACGGUGAAUCCUUUUCUUUCGAUAGCUUGCGUAACCUUAGUUAGCUAAUUUAAACGAUCAUGCUGUGAUCUACCUUCUAAGCGAGCGUCGUAAUUUAUUGUUUAUACGAUUAUUUCGUUUAAAAUAGGCUAAGUUAUAAUCCUACGGUUAUAAUUAGAGAUUUCAGUUUUCGUUGCACCAAAGUCGAUGGCGAACCAUUCUCACUGUUCUUAAAAUUAAGAAAUCAAAAGAAUCAAAUGUCACACGGAGUACUUUCUACGGUUCCUCGAGCUUGUCGAUUACGCUUUACACCAAAAGAAAUAAACGGGGGAGAUUGAAAUCGGUCCCUUGGCCACGCGACUGCGCACAAAAUCGCUCGAAACUCGUCGAAUCGCCGACGCUUAGGGGGAAAAGGAUCGAUCGAUUCUCGCGGGAUCGAUCGACGAAGGAAAAGCGAAAAUCGUCGGGCGAGCCGAUCGCACAAGCGGGAAAACCAAGUCGCACAGUCAGUCACAGCGUUUGGCUACUGCCCUGUAGAUAAUAUUAUAGAUAGUUACACGACGACGAUGGCGGAUAAAACUAAUUAUACAUGCAAAUAUAUAAAUAUACAUAUAUAUAUAAAUAUAAAAGAAAAAAAAAGGAAG